AUGACUACCUUGUUGAAGUCAGUGUAUGACUACUGGGUGAGGAAGAGGAAGAACUGCAGAGGCCCAUCGCUUCAUCCCUCAGAUCAAGCAGGAGAAGAGAGAUGGCUCCAGCAAACAACGAUGCUUACGUGGCCCUUCAGGCGUCGCACAGAGAAGAUGCAGACUAGGAAGUAUGCAUGCGUUCUGUGCUUCGUCAUGCAUUCCUCAAACAAUGCUAAAGCUGAGGAGAGAGUUCAGCCGAACCAUGAGCAUCCUGGAGAUGAUCAAGAAGAGAGAAAAGAGCAAACGAGAGCUGCUGCAUCUGACGCUGGAGUGUUUGAGAAAAGAUAUCAGAUUGGAGACUUCUCAGGAGAGAUUCUGAAUGAGGUCACUGUACCUCUAGCAGAGAAGACCAUUUACCCUGCGCCCAUAUCCUUACCCUUAAGCAGUCGGCACAAGACAGAGAGCAAAAUUAAGUCACACAAAUCCGGGCCCAAACACUUCCACCCCUUCACAGUCAAGCCUGAGCUUCACUUUGACUUUGUGCGUUCCCAUAAAAAGUACAACAAGAGGCCCAGACUUGAUACAUUUCACCAGCCUGGUCGGGCAGAGCGACAGCAAACCAUCAACAAGGCAGACAUUAAACAAUAUGAUUUCCACAGCUCUGGAGAGGAGGAUUACCCAUUGUCUCCAGCUUCAGAGCCAGAUGAAGAGAAUGAUCCUGAUGGAAUCUUUGCCUUCAGACGGAAAGCUGGCUGCAGUUACCACGCUCCGCUGGUGGAUCAGAGCUGCUCUCCUCACAGGCAGCAGACGGGUCCGGAGCGACUGUGGCAGCCGAACUGUCUCACCGCUCUCUCUGUGCCCAGACGCUGCAUCGCAGUGGCUCACGGGAGGGUGGGCAGAGGUGGCAGGGUUGUUUUGGAUCGCACCUCAUCAGAUCUGGACCGUGCCCUCAGGCAUCUGGACCCUGACAUGUUUUAUCCCUCCACUGACUCUAUUGUGCCUGACGUCCCCGUCCACACAAACACGAACUCUCACAACCCUCAGCGCUCACUGACUCAGCUCCUGAGUGACAUCCAGGCCUGCAGGUGGAAGUUUUUCCGCCCUCGGCCGCUGCAGGAGAACGCGAGGGGUGAAGACAAGAAAGGGACUCCGCAGGUGGAAAAAGGUGGAGCACCGCCGCUCUCUAACCGUGUGUCAGGUGGAUUCACAGAAGAACAGUUUCACUCCCAUCAGCAGCAGCUGGUUCAGAUGCACAAACAGUUACAGCAGCAGGAACUCCAGCAGAACUCGACCGCACCAGAGCUGCACACACACCUGCCUAACACGGCGUCAUCUGACUGCAAGUCUAAGACUCUGGACUCGGCUAGUGCACACUUUGCUGCCUCUGCUGUGGUCAACACCCCCAACAAUGAAAACAGGCCCCAGAUGGCUAGUGUCAAUGGCGUUCUUCCCAAUUCAGGAAGCUUUAGACAAGCCAAAUUGAACCGUUCUGUACAGAGUGGAGAUGGUGGUGAGUCAGGCUCUUUAGUACGGAUGACGAAUGCAUCUAGCCCACAGCUGCCCGUCCCGCAGUCUCUGCCUCACGGCCACGGGCACCUGAGCACCGUGAGCGCUGUGUCACCUGCCCAAACGCACCACGGUGCACGCCUGUGCGCCCCUUCACCCUCAGCCUUAAAGUUGGCCAGUGUUGCUAGGAGUCUGGACCGGGUACCCAAAGUCACCCCCACUAGUGCCAUCGACGUUGCCAGAGAGAAUCACGAACCAGAGAGACUGGCUCUCAAUGGAUUAUCAGAGACCACAGUCGCCAUGGAGGUCACAUAGCCCAUCCAAAAACACAGAGACUGCAGUGCUGUGAGCUUCUACACCGACCUAUACCCAAUAACAGCAUAUCAAAAUAUUAAGACAUUUGUCAAUAUUAUAAGUGUACAUUUUGUAAAAUUGGGAAUUAUCACUACCUUGUAAAAUAGUAUAUUUGUAUCAUUAGUCUGUCAUUUCUGUUACUUGAAUCCUAGAUUGUUUUUUUGUUUUUGUCAUCAUGCUUUUGCACUUGAAAAUGCAAGCAAGACAAGUGCAUCAGUUCAUGUUGGGAUCAUGAGCAUGAAUAUAGGUCCUGUGUCACUUGUUUUAACUAUUUAUUUUGCAACGUUUACAUUUUUGUAUCUCGUACAAAUAAAUCCAAUUUUGUGACCACAAAAUGCAGACAUAGCUAGUUUACCAUGCUUUGUGCUUGUUUCUUUAUAGGAAGAAGAAAGCUAAAUUUGGUUUCACAGAUACGUACUUUCAAAAGGGGUGAUCUUCCCUCUCGAAAUAUCAACCAUUUUUAAUUGGUUUAUUUUCUUGCCUUCCUCUCCUUGUCUUAACAAGAAUGGUAUGUUAAUUCUGGAGACCAAUGGGCUUCGUCAGAAUGUGCUUAAGAUAAAUCAAGCAGAAGAUCUUCAUUUUGGCAUUUACAUUCUACUCUUCUGACGGAAGCCCUCAUGUCAUUUGUCUUUAACCGUUACUGGUUAACCAGUGUUGAAGGAGCUGUUCAGGGUUCUGACUGCUGUUGUAUUGAAAUUAAACUCUACAGGGCACAAAUGCUGUCAGCCAUCUUGUUUAUAAAUGCUGAAAUUUAUACAUCCUCAGUCCAGUGUCUUCAAAUAAAUGUCCUGUUUUCAAAUGCC
Messenger RNA from Carassius auratus (goldfish), 2645 nucleotides. RefSeq names its product enhancer of polycomb homolog 2-like. Bases 1 to 1803 code for a protein of 600 amino acids. The record is from RefSeq and is a predicted model, not a curated record. Lineage: Eukaryota; Metazoa; Chordata; Actinopteri; Cypriniformes; Cyprinidae. The transcript is spliced from 11 exons.